Messenger RNA from Epinephelus lanceolatus (giant grouper), 2594 nucleotides. It is a transcript of the gene dnai4, whose product is annotated as dynein axonemal intermediate chain 4. Gene Ontology annotation, molecular function: dynein heavy chain binding; dynein light chain binding. Lineage: Eukaryota; Metazoa; Chordata; Actinopteri; Perciformes; Serranidae. The record is from RefSeq and is a predicted model, not a curated record. Gene Ontology annotation, biological process: cilium movement. Gene Ontology annotation, cellular component: axonemal dynein complex.
CUCCAGUUUGAGUCCCACCGCGAACUGCCAGUCAGCUCCACUGGUGUUUACAGGCGGGACGGUAGCCUAUACUAUUGUGGACGUCACGUUGCUAUGGCAACGUAGUAAGGAAGCAUACAGCAACGCUGCAAUAUGUCCACCUCUCUGGCCAAAGAAGAAAGGCAGAAGAGACGCACUCUGGUGCUGAGGCCCUCCUCCCGACAAAUUUCAGUAUCAGGUUUACUACAUGGAGUCAACCACAGCACAAGAGACUCAAACAGCGUCCUCGGCUCCUCGAGCAGGAAAAGUUUCAGCCUGGGUGGUGGAAGCAAAGUCCUGGACAAGAGCAACAUUCAGACUCCGAGACAAGCUGUUCGGGUGUUUGAUGAAGACGAAAAUGAUGUCACUCCUCAGCCACUGUGCCAGGCAGAUCCCGCAGCUGCACAGGUCAAAGCCAGCCGGUUGUUUCUGGAUGAAAUAUCUGCCGGAUCAGUAUCAGAUCAGACAACAGCCAGUGGGAGCUUCAGUCUGCCUUUCUCCAGGUCAAUAUUAGGAAGCAGCAGAAUAUCCAGCCAGUCUACCGUAGAGUCCAUGAAUGAGGAGAUUGAGGAUACAUUUUCCAAACGGGACAUGCCCUUCAUCUUCCCAGAUGUGCAGGAGAAAAGAAACACUGUGAAAGAACAUGUAACAGAGGACAUGUUGAAAGAGGUCACAGAUGUCUACAUCUCUGAGAUAGACAGCAUCUCACUGCUGGACAUAUCCAGCACCUUUGUGUCAGUGGAUGCUGAUGACGCAGAAGCUGUGAUAGAGAGAAACAAUCAGUAUGCUGAGGUCUGCAGAAACAGAAUGGGCAAUGAUAAGUAUGUGGAUCGAUCAAUGCAGACAUUGAAUGGAGCAGCUAAAAACAAACUGGUUCAGAGUGACAGUACGGUGAUGGUGGAUGCAGCCACGAUUGUUACCACCUGGGAUAUGUAUGACACUUUGAUCAGUCCUGAGCAGGACCAAACACUGUGUAGCGCUGACCGAGGGACUGCUGACUAUCCAGAGGCCAUGUUAGACACAAGCAGAGGUGCAGAGAGGAGCGUGUCAGUGGGCAGUACAGCCAGCACAGCCAGUGCUGCUAGCUCACUGAAAGAAGUGGAAGCAUUUGGGAACACUUUAAAUGCUGAGUCAGACCUGCAGCUGAUCAUGCUGUCUGAGAAAUUCCAACACUGCUUACUGGUAAUGGAGAGGACCGUACUGGGAAACACUUUCCAACCCAAGCUGGCUGCUUACAGACAGCUGCCAGUAAUAGAAGACCCAGAUAGUCCGCUGCAGUCUGGGACAGUGGAGCAGGGGGAGGAGGACACAGAUAGCUCUCGAUCUCCAGCCAUGGAGCGUCUUUUGGCUUUCAGCUGUGAGCUCACCAGAGGACGCAGCGUCAGCAGCAUGGCCUGGAACAAGAAGAACCUGGACCUUCUGGCUGUGGGCUACGGUGUGUUUGACUCCAGUAACCAGAAACAAGGCCUGGUGUGCUGCUGGUCUCUCAAAAAUUCCACGUGGCCUGAGCGUGUCUUCCAUUGUGACAGCGCAGUGACUUCUCUGGACUUCUCAUCCAUCAACCCCAAUCAGCUGGCUGUGGGCAUGCAAGAUGGCAGUAUCAAUAUCUACAAUGUGAGGAGCCAAGACAACAAGUCCUGUGUCAUCAGCAGUAGUGAAUGUCCCAACAAGCACUGGGAUCCAGUGUGGCAGCUCAGGUGGACCCAACAAGAGUUGAGCCUGACAGGAGAGGAGAAGGCAGAGUCUCUCUUCUCUGUGGCUGCAGACGGCAGGAUCAGCAAGUGGUUUGUCUGCAACACCGGCCUCGACUGCAUAGACCUGAUGAAGCUCAAGAGGAUUCAUGAUACAAAAAAGAGGACUGGAGGGACCAAGACAGAGAAGAAGACAGAGAGUGUUCAGUCAGCGUUGACUCCUGGUCUGUGUUUUGACUUCCAUCCCACAGAUUCCAGUGUCUACCUGGUUGGCACAUGGGAAGGUCUCAUUCACAGAUGCUCCUGUUCCAACAGUCAGCAGUUUCUGGAGACUUACAGGAAACACCAUUGUCCCGUGAACUGCAUCACAUGGAGUCCACUCAGUCCUGAUGUGUUCCUGAGCUGCUCCUCAGACUGGACCAUCCAGUUGUGGAAGCAGGGCCGCCAAAACCCUGUGUUAGGUUUCACCUCCACCCAGACAGCAGUGUGGGACAUCAAGUGGUCCCCAAAGUGGGCCACAGUGUUUGGAGUUGUUAAUGACAGACAGUUGGAAAUCUGGGACCUGAAUUCAAGCACCUUAGACCCAAUCAUUGUGCAACCUGCUGCUGCUGGUGUGAAGAUGAAGUCCCUGCUGUUUGCCACACAGACAGACUGUGUCCUGGUUGGAGACAGUGAUGGACAAGUGACUGUCUACAAGCUCAGGAACAUCAGUGUGGGACAGAGCAGCCAGGUGGAUAUUCUGGAGGGCAUCAUCCGCUCUGCAACUUCCGGAUAGUUUCAAGAAACAAAGACAGAUGUAUACCCGAGCCAUUACCCAAGGAAGGGUCUCUGUCUGCCAAAGAUGAAUCAGUACAAAUAAAAGUAAAUGUACAGAUGGAUAAGGAA